Linum tenue is the source of this 1587-nucleotide messenger RNA. Lineage: Eukaryota; Viridiplantae; Streptophyta; Magnoliopsida; Malpighiales; Linaceae. The record is from the annotation of a GenBank genome assembly.
AUGGAGAAACCAUCAACGACCCAUUCAAAACGGUGCAACAAUCAGCUCUGGUUAGUGGUUCUGGCCUCCUUUCUCCUAUGCCUGGUCUUGCUUUGCUUCGAUUUCUCUGCUUUACCGGAACAACGAAAUGGGAUCACACCCGCGAUUGGCAGCCAUUACCAGAACCCUACCGUCCUUACUCAGAAGCCAGAAACUCUGGCUCAGAAGGGCAAUGCGGAAGAGGUGGAGAAGGAGAAGGUAAUCGCCGAUUCCUGUUGGGGGAAGUACGUUUACAUUCAGGAAAUCCCGGCUAGGUUUAACCAGGAAUUGCUCGAUAAUUGUGGAUCUGUUACUCCAGGAACUGAACACAACAUGUGCCCUUACUUGGUUAAUGAUGGGUUGGGUCCUUCGAUUGAGGACUCCACUGGGGUUUUGUCGAACGGUAGUGGUAGUUGGUACUUGACGAAUCAGUUCAUACUGGAAGUGAUUUUCCACAACAGGAUGAAGAAUUACAGCUGUCUGACUAAUGAUUCAUCACUUGCAUCUGCCAUCUACAUUCCUUACUAUGCGGGGCUCGAUCUCAGUAGAUUUCUAUGGGGGUAUGGUGCCACAGUGAGGGAUCAAUCAGGGUUUGAACUUCUGAAGUUGCUGGUUGAGAAGCCCGAGUGGAAGAGAAUGUGGGGGAGGGAUCAUUUCAUGGUUGCUGGGAGGAUAUCGUGGGAUUUCAGGAGAAAAACGGAUGAAGAAUCUGACUGGGGAAGCAAGCUUAGGUUUCUCCCGGAAUCAGACAACAUGUCGAUGCUCGCUAUCGAGUCGAGUUCGUGGAACAAUGAUUAUGCAAUUCCAUACCCGACUUGCUUCCACCCUUUGAACCAAAAUGGGCUUUCGGAGUGGCAGGAGAAAUUGAGAAGGCAGAAAAGGGACUACUUGUUCUCUUUCGCUGGUGCUCCAAGGUCCGACCUCAAUGCUUCACUUCGUGGCAGGAUCUUUGAGGAAUGCCAAGGUUCAAACAACUUGUGCAAGUUGUUGGAGUGCAGCUACGGCGAAAAGGGCGCCAUCACUUGCAACAAUCCUGUGAAUGUGAUGACGGUGUUUGAGAAUUCAGUUUUUUGCUUGCAGCCUCCAGGCGAUUCAUACACGAGAAGAUCAACGUUUGAUGCAAUCUUGGCAGGGUGCAUCCCGGUCUUCUUUCACCCUGGAACGGCUUAUGCACAGUAUAAGUGGCAUUUGCCGGAUGAUUUCAUGAGGUACUCUGUGUUUAUCCCACUGGAGCAUGUUGAGGAAUGGAGAGCUGGUGUUGUCAACCAGACGUUGCUGCAGAUACCAGCGGAGAAGGUGGUGGCCAUGAGAGAGCAGGUGAUAAGGCUGAUUCCGAGGGUGAUAUAUGCAGAUUCCAGGUCUGAAUCAGGGCCAGGUUUCGAGGACGCGUUUGAUUUGGCUGUGAAGGGAAUCCUGGAGAGAAUUGAGAGAGUUAGGAAGGAUGUUAGGGAAGGGAAGGAUCCUGCUAUUGGUUUUGCUGAAGGGGAUGAUUUCAAAUACACAUUCUCCAAGUAUGUAGAUAAGAGCAAGAUAUUGAAUGAGGAUCCUCCAGUUUCCUCAGUUGACUAG